Nezara viridula (southern green stink bug) is the source of this 642-nucleotide messenger RNA. The record is from the annotation of a GenBank genome assembly. Lineage: Eukaryota; Metazoa; Arthropoda; Insecta; Hemiptera; Pentatomidae.
AUGAAAGUAAUAAGUUCUGAAUCCGCUGCUGACCAGCUGUCACAGCGACAUCAAUCAGUAACAGUUAUUUCAAGUAGCAGUGACUCGAUAGCUGUUCCAUCCCCACCAGUUCCCAACAGGGUCAAGAGACUAGUCGUGGCAAAGCUAUCCUCCACUCACCAUCCUCGACCAAAGAUGGCCUACGGCAACCUGGCUGAGCUGCUGUCCUUCAGCAACCCCGUCUUCAGGUCCUACCUGGUCUGCAACAGCGUCCUCGUCCUCAAAGUCAUGGGGAUGGCGCCCCUCAUCGCCCGCCAUCGGUUCGCGAAAAAGAUCUUCAUAAGCCCUGAGGACACGAAGAUGGUCCAGGGAGCAAAAGUUGUAGAGAGUGAUCCCGAUAUCGAGCGAUGCCGGAGGGCCCACUUGAAUGACAUCGAGAACAUCCCUCUCUUCUUCACCGCUGCUCUUGGUUACUUGUUGACAAAUCCUGAACCAACUCUUGCGAUAAACCUGAUGAGGCUGUAUACUGCUGCGCGAAUAGCUCAUACGUUUGUUUAUGCAGUUGUUGUUGUACCUCAACCAUCUAGGGUCAUAGCUUUUGGAAUUGGCUUUGGAAUUACAGGUUUCAUGGCUGUUUCUACCAUAUUGAAGUUCUUUAACUGA